This is a messenger RNA of Lactuca saligna, 651 nucleotides long. The record is from the annotation of a GenBank genome assembly. Lineage: Eukaryota; Viridiplantae; Streptophyta; Magnoliopsida; Asterales; Asteraceae.
AUGAUCUAUUGUGGUGAUGAUGACGACUUUGCAGGAUUCACCUACAAUUCAUUUAUCAUUAAGACUGAAAGUGAUGACGAAGCCCUCGUCACAAGAGGAAAACUCAAGGCGAUUCAUGAAAAUUUAGAUUUGUUGCUCCAAUCAUCCAAAGCUUCAUCUGGUGAAGAUUAUUCACAAGAAACUGGCAAGUCGUUCCUUGAGACUCUUACGAAAGAGCAAUCCGCCAACCUUGAAAAGAUGAACAAGGUUGUAGAUGAUUUUGCUUCAGUAUGCAACAACAUGAAUGAAAAAGUCGAUAAAAUAAUUACAGAUGCUCAAUCGUUCACGGAGAAAUUUCAGAGCUCCUUUGAGUCUAACACCGUGAAGGCUAAUGAAAUAACAAAGCAUCAGGAGGACUUAGCCACUGAGAGCAAAAUCAUGGAUGCUCUGGCUUUAAAGACUGAGAAGUUGAAAGUCUUGACGGUCAAAUUAGAGAAUGUUGAGAAACGAGUCAAUGAUUUGUUAUCUGAAAAAGAUGUUAUAAAAAGUUCUAUAAUAGAUGUGAAUGCACUACUUUCAGAUAUCAUUGAGACUCGUGACUUGAUGAUCAUGAUAAUAGUUAAGAAGCAUCUCUCUGAAAAACUUCAGCCAGGGUUCUCAAUGCUCAAUUGA